CUGCCACUGAGGUAUGCCCAUGUGCGUCAUGUGGAACAAACGAGUGAAGUGACGUCGCUGAGCGUCUUCAGGAAAAGCCAGUUUGGAAACAUUCUUCUACUUCUUGUUCUUGAGAGUCACGGCAGGCUCGGGCUGCUCAGUGGACGUUUGGACCUCCACCAUGGACUACUCGCAGCCCUUCUCGCUCCUCAACGAGCGCCUCAGACCUCCGCUGAGCCCCACGGAGCAGCUCUACUCGUCCCUCAGCAGAGUCCAGUCCAAGGCGUCUAAACGCGGCUCGUUGCUGGCGCUGCGCCGCUCGACCUCCAUGUCCGAACCUGAGGACGACGGCGAGGAGGAGAGGAUCAGCAUCGAGCCGAGACUGAUGACCAUGUUAAGCCUGAGUGAGGUGCGAGAGGAUGCGACAGUCGGUUCCGCUCAGUCCGAGGAGGCCAAGGAGGGCGAACCAUGCGAGCAGACCUCUGAUGAACCGGCUCGCUCCGAGUCGCCGUCCGAGGUGGGCGGUUCCCCGUUCCAAAGGAGCUGCAUGACCCUGCCGGACCUCAUCAACAGCGGGAGGCCGCUCGGCAGACGCAGGACCCUCGGACACGUCAGUGACACGCUCAAGGAAGUGCGUCGCGAGGUGGAACUGUCGCGCAGGCGCAGUAUCAAGCUGAAGGCUCAGGUGGACAAGCUGCAGGAGAGCCGCGAAGGACCCGGAUGGAGUCGAGACCGAGACAGGGUGACAGAGGAGGUUCUGUCCAUCCUGAGUCUUCUGCAGCUGAUGACAGACCCUAACGCCAGCCCAGCUCAGCCCCCCCAUGGAGGAAACCGCCUGGACGCUGCACUUGCUCAACUACAGGAUGUCGCCAGAAAACUAGCCAUGACAGGAACACAGAAGGAUGUCAGGUCGAAAGGAGGAAGUGGUUCAGAGGACAGCGCCCUGCUGCAACAGGCGCUGCGGGAUCGAGACGAGGCCAUAGAGAAGAAGAAGGCGAUGGAGGCAGAGCUUCUGCGGAGUAAGACGGAGAUGAUGCUGCUGAACAACCAGCUGCUGGAGGCUGCUCAGAAGCGUCUGGAGCUGUCGCUGGAGCUCGAAGCGUGGAAGGAGGAUGUCCAGCUGAUGCUCCAACAGCAGCUGCUUCUGCAGCACCAAGUGGAGCAGAACCAGAAGAAGACCUCACGUGUGGGCAUCUUGAGGAGGAACAAACCGCCCAUCCAGCGGCCCACCAACUUUCCUGUGGUGGCCACACAUGCCUCCCCCCCAUCACCUGCCUCGCCCACUCAAAGUCCAACCCAAAACUUCUUCAGAUCACCUGUGACGAAGGCACCGGCGCCCAUGACUCCUUUGUCACCCUCUGCUGCUCCUCCCUCCUGGAGGGACAAGUGGAAGAGGAGCAAUGGCGGACGGCGAGGAGAGCAGGACGCUGCGGGUCACAUGGCAGAGCAUAGAGAUAACGAUGGAUUCCAUGUGGUCUCGCUGGACUGAGAGAGGUGCUCUUGAUGGUUCUUGAUGCUUCAAGAGUCGUCGGUCAUCCGCAUGAGAGCGCUGCAUGAGCUGAGGAAUCGAACAGCGACAUGAAGCUUGCACAAUGUCAGAACAAAAGUCAACGCAUUGACUUUAUUAGAGGGAUGAGCAGCACAUGAACAAUAUUCUAACCAUGGAACAAAUGAUUGUUUACAUUAAAUUUGUAUUUCUCCUUUUGCUUUGGACCUUUAACCUGCAUGCUUUCAUUUUAAUUUGAAUGACUUACUGUAAAUAAACAAGCCUGGACUUUCAAUGACCCUUCAUCCUGCUAGACAACAAUCUUUGACACACUGACUAUAAAUGAACUUUCACAAUAUAGAAUGCAUAUUACGUUUGAAUAAUGAGGAAACAAGCAUGCAUAUCCUGCAGGGUACGCCCCCUUGUGGUUGAUGUCAAAACGGGCAAGCCAGCUGCCAAUCGUGAAUAAAAGCAACAAUGUUCAAAAAGA
Molecule: messenger RNA, 1955 nt
Organism: Dunckerocampus dactyliophorus (ringed pipefish)
Lineage: Eukaryota; Metazoa; Chordata; Actinopteri; Syngnathiformes; Syngnathidae
Gene: bicdl2l
Product: bicaudal-D-related protein 2-like
Exons: 6
Coding region: 161-1468 (435 amino acids)
Biological process (GO): Golgi to secretory granule transport; vesicle transport along microtubule
Source: RefSeq, a predicted model, not a curated record